This is a messenger RNA of Leptopilina boulardi, 1380 nucleotides long. RefSeq names its product thioredoxin domain-containing protein 9. NCBI's taxonomy places the organism in Eukaryota, Metazoa, Arthropoda, Insecta, Hymenoptera, Figitidae. The coding region runs from base 176 to 823 and encodes 215 amino acids. The record is from RefSeq and is a predicted model, not a curated record. Gene Ontology annotation, cellular component: cytoplasm. Gene Ontology annotation, biological process: microtubule cytoskeleton organization. The transcript is spliced from 4 exons.
AUGAUAAAAAUGUGAAUGAACAUUAAAGAUCACCAUUUUUUUUUACAAUUUCAUUCAUUGACAUUAAUACGUGAAUGUCGUGUUGUUUUUAUUCUCUUUAAUAAUUUAUUCCGUUUUACCUUAUAAGGUGUGAAAAAAGUUUCUCUUGUGUAACUAUUACAGUUUAGAAAAAAAAAUGGAAGCAGCCAUUCAACAGAAACUCGUGGAAGUUGCUCAGAAAGUAGAGGAACAUUUGGACGCAGAAAUUGAGCGUCUCGAUAAAUUGGACAUUGAUGAUAUUGAAAAAUUACGUGAAAGACGAUUAAAAGAAAUCAAAAAAAUUCAACAUCAAAAGCAAAUCUGGAUUUCUUUAGGUCAUGGAGAAUAUUCCGAGCUUUUUGAUGAAAAAGAAUUUUUCGAGGUUUCGAAAAAAUCGAAAAACAUCGUUUGUCUAUUUUACAAAGAUGGCUCGCCACGUUCAAAAAUUGCCGAUAUGCAUUUAAAAAUUCUAGCCAAAAAACACGUGGAGGCACGAUUUUGUAAACUCAAUGUCGAAAGAUGUCCUUUCUUAACGGAACGAUUGAGAAUAAGAAUAAUUCCGACAAUUGCACUUGUCGUUGAUAGCAAGGCAAAGGAUUAUAUUGUUGGUUUCACUGAUUUGGGUAAUUGUGAUGAUUUCUCAACGGAAAUGAUGGAAUGGCGAAUCGCUCAAUCGGGUUGCAUAACGUACAGUGGCGAUUUAAUGCAUCCACCUGAACAAGAGAAAAAACCAUGGCUAAAUCAAAAGCAAAAAUCAAAAACAAUUCGCGGCAAAGAAUCUGACGAUUCCGAUGACGACGAUUAAUUUCUCAUAUUUCGUUAUAUAUUUAUUCCUCAAUUUUUAUAAUUCUCACACCUCAAUUGUUUUUUCCUUUUAUUUGCUCGAGCUUUCAAUUGUUGCCUUUUUUUAAAAAAAAAAAUAAUCUAUUAUUUCAAAAAAUUUGCACUAUUUAUACAUUUACAAAUUUGUUACAAGUCGUGCCGGGAGGAAUUUAUUUAAAAAAAAAAAAAAAAAUUUAGAAAUUACAAAAAUUGAAUUAAGAUUUUAAUUAAAUUAUAGUUAUUUAAUUCAAUUUCAAAAAGAAAGAAAAAAAUUUGUUAAUACUUGAAAAAUUUUAAUUUUUGAAAAUUAUUAAAACGAAAUUAAAUUGGAAACAGGAUUAGAAAAAUUGAUUAGUAUUUUUUUUAAAUUGAAUUCGAAUGAAAAUAGAAAACAAUUUAAAAGAAACAUUUUUUAUUUAAAAUUUUUAUUUCGCACUAAUUUUAGUUUUUAAUAAACAAAAAUCGAAUAAUUUAUUAAGACAAAAAUAGAAUUAUAAGCUUUUUACACACUUUUUUAAAUAAAGAAAUUGUUAAAUAGAA